UCCACCUCUGCUAUAUAAAGAACCUCUCGGCCGCGGCCACUCGCAGCCCGGAAGGCCGGCCACUCCCAGCCAAGAAAGAAAGACGACGGCGACACGCAUAGGUACGCGGAACCAGUCGCAUGGGGCUCCUCGACCAGCUCUGGGACGACACGGUCGCCGGCCCGCGGCCGGACCACGGCUUCAGCAAGCUCCGGAAAUACUCCUCCUUCUCGCCCUCGAGCCCGGCGGCCGAAGACGUCGCGCCGGCGGUGACCCGCAGCAUCACCAUCGCCCGGACGCCGUCUCUUUCCCUCCCGUCCGGCGAGUCGAGCUCCGUGCCGUCCUCCCCGGGCAGUGCGCCGGACUCCCCGUUCGCAGCAGCGCUUAUCGACCGUGAUCGCUUCUGUCCGAUCGGCGAUGCGUCGAUCCGUUGGGGCAAGAAAAACAUGGACCGUUUAGCAUGGCUUGUCCCUCGAGCGAGAUCCAUCCAUAGAAUCAAAUCUGUGAUCAUUGCCGCAGACGCACGGAUGUCGGGAAAUUUGCUGUUUAACUUGAAAUUGAUGUUUUAUCUGAACUUUAUGUUGCAGCUACCAGUAGGAGAGACGGCUGGAGGGCGUUUCGCCGGAAAUCCAAGAUCGCCAAUGUCGACGUCGUCCGGGCAGAGGCGGCCGUCGGGCCCAGGAGCCCCACCGUGUACGACUGGGUGGUGAUCAGUUCAUUGGACUGAUAAUAAAGAAGCACGACCGGAGUGUGAAAUAAUCGGUCGAAGAAGAAGAGGAGGUAGCUGACGUGUUUGAGGCAACGUGUUCGCCACGCGAUAUGGAUACCUGCUAUUGUGUAAUCGUUGUGUUAACUAAGUGCACUAUCUUUUCUCUUCUUUUACGUAGUUGUGUGCCCUUUCGGGGUGCCAAAGUAUGUGAUGUGGUUAGGAGUGCUGCAGUAGUAGGUUCCGAUCAAGAUGUGUUGCCUUGAGGGCGCCUUUUGGUGCGUGUGGAGGAGAUGAGCGCUGAAAUGAGGAUGCAAUGCAAGUGUUCGACCAUGCUUCCUUUUCCUACUA
This is a messenger RNA of Triticum aestivum (bread wheat), 1036 nucleotides long. RefSeq names its product dormancy-associated protein homolog 3. The record is from RefSeq and is a predicted model, not a curated record. The transcript has 3 exons. NCBI's taxonomy places the organism in Eukaryota, Viridiplantae, Streptophyta, Magnoliopsida, Poales, Poaceae. The coding region runs from base 120 to 689 and encodes 189 amino acids.